AAAGGUAAAGCGAAUAGCAGAGUCGAGUAUUUUGAGUUGAGCCGAGUUGACGGGUCGUUUUUUUUUUUUUUUUGCCAAUCAGUGCCGAGGCGCUUUACCAACCAAACUCUCGUUUUCGUUAAUUAAAUUUCCCAAUGGAUUCUAAUCAUCGAUCCUUUUCUGCUUAAUUGUUUUUCGUAUUUCUUCUGGCUUCUUUUGUUGAUCGCAACCCUCGAUUUGUCGUUGUUGCAAUAUGCGAGGGUUUAAAUAACCAAAAUGCAGCUAGCAGUAUAGAAAGGGGUGUGCACCUUUGCAUGCCCAGAGUUCGAGACCAUAAUGUUUGCUGAGAGUGCGAAUGAGGAAUCGCUUGGUCAGGAUUUUGAGGCUCUAACUGUGUCUAAACGGCUUGUGAGGAGUGUUAGUCAGAAGUUGAGGGGAAAAAACCAUAGAGUUGAAGAGGAUGAAGAUGAUAAGGUGAGAGGGGUUUCGCUGAAAUGUCUAACUCUAUAUGGUAGAGGUGGUGGUUGCAAAGUCAGUGCUGAUACAGGUGAGGAAUUUGGUGAUACAAGUUAUAGGAGAAGGCCGAGUAUCAGUGAAGGAGGAAAGCUGUACAAAUCAAUUUGUGGUAUUGAGGAAAAUAAUUUUGAUUGCUUCUUGUAUGGCAUGAGGGAGAAGUUUUGGAAGAGGAGCAAUAGAAAGGAUUUAGAUCUUGACGAAUCGGUACAAAACAGCAGGAUGCAUAUCUUUCUUCCAGAUGACAUUCUUGAGAUGUGCUUGGUGAGACUACCAUUGACCAGCCUUAUGAAUGCACGUCUUGUGUGCAAGAAAUGGAGACACUUGACUACGACUCCUAGGUUUUUGCAAAUGAGACGAGAAGGUUCUUGUCAAAAGCCAUGGUUGUUUCUAUUUGGGGCUGUUAAAGACGGCUAUUGCUCUGGGGAGAUACAUGCACUAGAUGUGUCUCAAGAUCAAUGGCAUAGGAUUGGUGCUGAUAUCCUCAGAGGAAGGUUCAUGUUCUCAGUUGCCUGUAUGCAUGAUGAUGUUUAUAUCGUUGGAGGUUGUUCAAGCAUAAACUACUUUGGGAGGGUGGAUAGGAGCUCAUUCAAGACACACAAAGGUGUAUUGGUCUUUAGCCCUCUCACCAAAUCUUGGCGCAAAGUUUCAUCUAUGAGAUAUGCUAGAUCAACGCCUAUUUUAGGAGUAUCCGAGGUCUGUUCAGAUUUCUCAAUCAUUCAAAGCCAUCAGAAUCGACAUGAUAGGCAGUUUCCCAGAUCUCGAGUUGGUGAGGUGUCAGAUGUUUAUGAGGAUCCCCACAGGCUUUCAGUCAGACGCCAGUACAGAAAUGCUUUUGAUGUAAAUGAGCCUUCAUCAUUACCGAAUAGAAAAUCUUACAAGUUUAUAAGACAGAGAAGUGAACAAGCAAAUACAAAGGGUUGUAAAAGAUUUGUGUUGAUUGCUGUUGGAGGUCUUGGAUCUUGGGAUGAGCCACUGAAUUCUGGUGAAAUCUAUGAUUCUGUAUCAAAUAAAUGGACUGAAAUCCAGAAGCUGCCUAUAGACUUUGGGGUUGUUUGUGCUGGGGUCGUUUGUAAUGGGAUGUUCUAUGUCUGCUCCGACAAUGACAAGUUAGCUGCUUAUGACAUAGAAAGAGGCUUCUGGAUUGGAAUCCAAACCUCAACAUUUCCUCCCCAUGUUCACGAGCACUAUCCUAAACUUGUUUCUUGUAAUGGUCGCUUGUUUGUGUUUUAUGUCUCUUGGUGCGAGGGAGAUGGGCAAAUUGGUCGGAGAAACAAGGCUGUGAGAAAAUUGUGGGAGCUAGACCUGAUGUAUCUGACAUGGACCGAGGUCUCGGUGCACCCCGAUGCUCCAAUGGAUUGGAACCCUGUUUUUGUUGCCGACAGGAACUUAAUAUUCGGCGUUGAAAUGUUUCAAAUAUUUGGUCAGGUGUUGGAUUUCUUAACUGUCUGUGAUGUGUCUAAUGUGGAGAUGAGUUGGAGCCGUAUUUCUAGGAAUCACAUGGCUCAUGAAUUAGAUUCUUCUUCCUGCAUAACUAGGACAAUGGCGGUGCUACAUCUAUAAUGCCUUCUGCAACGCACUGCAAUUCAAUCGGAAAAAUUAUAAAACAUCACAGCUGCUCGGGGACUUUGUGCAUACAUUUCUUUCGGCCUGUGAAUUUUUCGUAUUUUUUUCUUUGAAUUUCCACAAUUUGUAGGACGGCGACCACAUCUGGUCUCUAGUGCUUUAUUCAGUGGUAGCACAGGUAUGGUCAUUUGCAGUAAUCUUCACAGUAAUUUCUUCACCAUUGUUCAUAAACGGAUUAUGUA
This is a messenger RNA of Hibiscus syriacus, 2300 nucleotides long. RefSeq names its product F-box/kelch-repeat protein At5g42350-like. The record is from RefSeq and is a predicted model, not a curated record. Bases 316 to 2055 code for a protein of 579 amino acids. NCBI's taxonomy places the organism in Eukaryota, Viridiplantae, Streptophyta, Magnoliopsida, Malvales, Malvaceae. Gene Ontology annotation, cellular component: SCF ubiquitin ligase complex. Gene Ontology annotation, molecular function: protein binding. The transcript is spliced from 2 exons.